Molecule: messenger RNA, 1131 nt
Organism: Rotaria sp. Silwood1
Lineage: Eukaryota; Metazoa; Rotifera; Eurotatoria; Philodinida; Philodinidae
Source: the annotation of a GenBank genome assembly
AUGACACCAAUUGAAUUACAAAUUAGUAGAGAUAUAACAUUGAUUCGUGACAAUUUAUCAAUAGUAGCUAUGAAUAUGAAAAAUUGUCAGACAAUAAUUCAUGAAAAGAAAAUAUCACAAGAUUUACUAAGAAUAGAUAUUAAUGAUCGUCUUCAAAUUAUUAAAAAUGAAUAUUUAGAACAGAAAAUAAACGAAAAAAAUCUACAAUCGAUAAAAAUGGCUUUGAACAAAUUUGUUGCAUUUGAUCAACAACAAAUAGAAUUUAUUAAUAAAUUAGAAGAUAUUUAUAAUAUGUUAAAUAAAGAGUCAAAUAAAAUUCAAAAGAAUUUAUUAAAUAUUACAACUGCUCGUUAUCAUUCUAAUCAUGCAAAUUUUUCAUUAAAUGCUAAAUUAAAAUAUCUUCCAGUUGAUAAUACAGAAAAUUUAAUAGAACAACCUUUAUGUCUUGUUGAUGAACUUAAUCUUAUUAGAUUACCAUUUGAAUCAGAUCAUUUUCAUAUUUCAAAUGAUAAACGUGAAUUAAUAAUUGUUGAUAAAAAUGAAAUACCAUUAUCUGAACCAAUCAUUUUUAAACAAUUAACAUUGGAAUCGAUUGAAUUUGAAUAUAUUGGUGAUUAUCGAAGAUCUAUUCAAAUUAUUGAAAUAUCAUCACAUCAUUCAAUAAAUAAAUCUAUUAGUCUUAAUGUAAAAUUGAUUUCCUUUGAUAAAUUACCAUCAAGUAAGUCCUCAUUCUAAGCAGAUAUUAUAGAAAAUCAUUUUUGUUCUACAAAACUAUCGUUUUCAUGCUUCUUGUUGCACAAAAAUUCAGAAGAUUCAUAAUCACUCAGCCGUCCAACUGUAACCCGUGAAAGACUGUUAAUUAAUGAUAGAUCUAUUGAGAAUUAAAAUAUGUAAUAAAAUUUAGCAUCUUUUAAUGCAUUUUUCACAAUGUUUGAAGUAAAACUUCUAACUGUUCAAUGAAUAAAUUACAUCAGUUUAUUUGAAAUUGAAUUCUGUAUAUAACGAGAUCACAAUAAACUUUUCCGAGAGAAAAUCUAAAUUUUGCAAACACUAAUUACCACUAACCACCCAUAAAUACUUCCGGACAAUAUGAGCAACAGGCUGUUAUUCAUGACACUUUUUUGAAAAUCU